CUUUUUCCAAUAAAACAUACCGUUACCGGAUACAAAUACUAAACAAUAACCGAUACAAAUUAUCACAUACCACAUUUGCAUUCUUACAUAAUCAUGUGAUAUCGUUUUAAUUAAAAUGGUAAUUUAAAUUACGCGCCUUUGAAGCCAGCCAUUGUCGAUUGCGCUGCCACUUUGGCAAUACGUCAGUCAAAUGAAUCAAGUUAUAGCGAUUGAGGUUUGAGAAGUACGUCGUCCUAAAUUUAUAUAUUUUGUGUAUAAUAUUUUGGCUACGAAGGGCUAGUGGACUAUUGUUAAGGUGUGCAAUAUAUCGAAAAACAGUUCUUUAACAAUCAAGAAUCAUUUUAUAAUCGUAGAAAAUGAAUCCCGAGUAUGACUACUUAUUCAAACUUCUUCUUAUUGGCGACUCUGGUGUAGGAAAAUCAUGUUUAUUAUUGAGAUUUGCAGAUGAUACUUACACGGAAAGUUAUAUUAGUACCAUUGGAGUAGAUUUUAAAAUCAGAACAAUCGACUUAGAUGGAAAAACUAUUAAAUUGCAAAUUUGGGACACUGCAGGGCAAGAAAGAUUUAGAACCAUUACCUCGAGUUACUACAGGGGGGCGCACGGUAUCAUUGUAGUGUACGAUUGCACGGACCAAGAUUCAUUUAACAACGUUAAACAAUGGCUGGAAGAAAUCGACCGUUACGCAUGCGAUAACGUAAACAAAUUACUUGUAGGGAAUAAAAGUGAUCUUACGACUAAGAAAGUUGUCGAUUUCAACACGGCCAAGGAAUACGCUGAUCAGUUAGGUAUCCCAUUUUUGGAGACGUCGGCGAAGAACGCCACGAACGUAGAGCAGGCCUUUAUGACAAUGGCGGCCGAAAUAAAAAAUAGAGUAGGACCCCCAUCAUCUGCCGCAGACCAAGGAAAUAAAGUUAGGUUCGAUCAAAGUCGUCCAGUCGAAACUACCAAAUCUGGAUGUUGCUGAAAAUAUUUCUUUCUCCUUGGUUGAAAGGUGGUCACUCAUGUCAUCUCUUCUGUACAGUAGCACAGCUACCAUUCUUAUUAUAGUAAUAUCCGUCUGUAUGUAUAGUUAUUUCAAAAACUUUUUAUUUGAUUCUUUUUUUAAAUUUAUAGAUUUUUGUUUGUUUUUAAUUUAUCGAAAAUUUAAAUAUAGAAGACACCAAUAUCUCUUAGCCUAAUCUUAACUUUUUCAAUUUAGCUAAACAAUCCGCAACGACCUAUUUAUUAACAAUUUUCCCGGAGAAAAACAAAUGAAAAUAGAGAGAGAAAAAACUUUUUCUUUUUUUUUUAGAAUAACUUAGAAACGAGGAAUACACAUAACUUAUAAGUUAAGUCGCCUGAUUGUUAUAUACAUAUAUUAUUAUUUUUAUUUCGGUGUGUCUUUCCCGUUUUUAUAACACUAGGUGGUUUUUGUUGGUCCAAAUAUUUUAAAUAUAUCGCUAAUGUUUAUAUGGCAGCGCGCAGCCGAAAUUUCG
Molecule: messenger RNA, 1476 nt
Organism: Psylliodes chrysocephalus
Lineage: Eukaryota; Metazoa; Arthropoda; Insecta; Coleoptera; Chrysomelidae
Source: the annotation of a GenBank genome assembly